UCACGUUUUCAGAACAAACCGGAAGUGGCGGACUCAUCGUCUGCUCAUCAAAACAACAACACAACAGUGUGUCAGUCCGUUAUCACCGGAGAGUUUUAAAAAAUAUGUCAGCGACAUCAGAGCAAAUCUAACGGCCAGAAGAGUCCGCAUGGAGCCGUAGAGAGCGCCGAGCCGAUCCACUCGUUCCCUCUUCAACACCUUUACAUUUAACGUUAGCUUAACGGGUUAGCCGAGCUCUUCUCCAUGGCGUCCUCGGCGGGACUCCCACCGCUCGGCCCGGACCGAGCUGCUUCAUCCGCCGGCUCUCAUUCCGGGGGCAGGCCUCCUCUCCGACCUCACCACCCCCAUCCGGCUCAUUCGACCCCGGGCUGUGUGAUGGUGGAGUCGGUGGACGACGCGGAGGGUCUGUACGUGGCGGUGGAGCGGUGCCCCCUGUGCAGCACCUCCCGCCGCAGGCUCACCUGUGCCCGGUGCGUCCAGGCCGGGGACUUCGUGUACUUCGACGGGAGGAACACGGAGAGAUACAUAGAAAAGUUGGAGCGGCUCAAGAAGCUGAAGGAGGAAAAGGAGCAGCUGCAGCAGAGAGUCCUCCAGGGCAUGGACAGGAAGCUGCAGGCGGAUGAGAUGAAAUGGAAGCUCAUGUCGUGUAAGAUGAAGAUCGAGCAGCUGAAGGAGGCGGUUGCCUGGGGCAACGAGGAGGUGAAGAGCGACAGAGACCUCCACCUGCGCUCUCAGGAGGAGGGGCAGCGGCUGCAGCGACGGGCCGGACGUCACCAGGAGAAACGGGACAAGAUCGAGCGUCACAACCGUCGCCUGGGGGAGCUGCUGGAGAGACGCAGCCGCGAGCUGCAGAGCAGACUGAGUCAGCUGGCUGCUCUGAGGCGGGAACACAUCCUGGAGCUCACCACACACAUCUUCCCCACACAGGAGGAGAAACAGGGCAGCAGAGACCCCGCGGACGUGGUGGCGGAGUGCGACCCGGCGUUGACCUCCAGCACGGUGAGCGAGCUGGCCGAGGCUCGGAGGACAACCUACCUGUCGGGACGCUGGAUCUGGGAUGACCAGAACGGAGAGACCAGCAUCAGCAUCACAGGACCCCCCGUCACUCUGCCCAGCAACGGAGACUGCUCCGCCUACUACAGCUGGGUGGAGGAGAAGAGCACCAAUCAGGGCCCAGAGCUGGACCACAUUAACCCAGCUCACACCAUCAGUGCCGCCCUCUGCUACGCCACGCAGCUCGUCACCAUCCUGUCCCACAUCCUGGAUGUCAACCUGCCCAAGAAGCUGUGCAACAGUGAGUUCUGUGGAGAGAACCUGAGCAGAUACCGCUUCACCAGAGCUCUGAGCAAACUCAACACCAACAUCCUGCACCUCUGCUUCUCCCAGCAUGUGGACAGUGAGAAGCUCCACCCUCAUCACACUCUGAGGAACAUCAUGUUUCUGGUUUCCCCUGACAACGACAACCUGGGCAGGACGGGUCCGUUCGAGGUGAGCGCUGACCUGGAGGAGUCGAUGGAGUUUGUGGAGCCCGAGGCCGCGGGGCCGGCGGAGGAGAGCGGAGACGAGGCCGUGACAGACGAGGAGACGGACCUGGGGACAGACUGGGAGACGGUGCCCAGUCCACGGUUCUGUGACAUCCCAUCGCAGUCCAUGGAUCUUUCCCAGAGUGCAUUGCAGGUCUCCCAGCCCUCUGCUAACACUGGCGGGAUGAUUUCGUCUGCCGCUGCUUCUGUCACUUCCUGGUUCAGAGCUUACACUGGCCAGCGCUGAUCAGCCAGGACUGGACUGGUACAGAUCUGGACUCCUGGAGGUCCCGAUUAGGAGCGGAGUGGACUGGGGUCAAGGGUCAGGCUGGCAGAUCAAAGGUCAGCUAGUAGAUGAGACUCUACUGACACUAGAAAGAUCAGGAUUCUGAAACUUCCUGACAUCAAUCUCCAUGAAGCUUCACGUGUGUCUGACCACGUCGACCUGAACACACGUGAUCCGACACCCACAUCCAUGGUUUUGUGUGCAGCUCAUACACCAGCAUCUUUGGGAGCAAAGUGAGACACAAACUGAAAAACAAACCAGACCAGGUUCAUAAAAUCCUCAAAGAUUCAUUAAAGUGGACCAGCAGGUGAACCGGAUCCAGACACCUGACACAGCGUGAUCUGUGUGUGUUCAUCAAGUUUUAUUAGACACACACUCUAGACAGUCACUCAGCGUCACUGACAAACUUUAUUCUGUACGAAAUGACUUGAAGUUCCUGGAUUUAGCUUCAGUAUAUAAACAUGUGAUAACUUAGACGUCCUGGUCCUUGAAGGUUGAUUAUGUGCUGAUGUGAAAUCGACUCAAGCGGAUCGAUCCUGUAGAGAGAAGACGUCUCACUCUGAUGGAUUUGUUGGAGCUACAGAAACAUGCCACAUGCUAAAGCUUUAGUCAUUGACUUGUUCCCACCUUCAGAUAGAAAUGUUGGAAACAGAGUGGAGCCUCUUCCCUCACAGAGGAUCUUUGGUUCAGUCGAGUUAAUGUUGAUUAGCUAACAGCUCGUCCUGAACAGUUAUCAUAUGUCAGAGCUGCAACUCAUCAAUCAGCUGAUUUGUCUGAUUAAUCAAUUAUUGAUUUUCUCAGUGAAUCAUCAGAACGUCUUCAGAGACAAUCGAUUGAUUAUCAAAACAGUUGAUUGAUUAUUUCUGUCUAAUCGUUGCAGCUCUAGUUUAUAUGCUGAUCAUUCAUCAAUACAGGACUUCAGUUAAAGUGUUUCCAUGACGUCUGCUCACCUGUCGACACGCUCACCUGUCGACACGCUCACCUGUCGACACGCUUACCUGUCGACACGCUCACCUGUCGACUUGCUCACCUGUCGACCCGGUCACCUGUCGACCCGGUCACCUGUCGACAUGCUCACCUGUCGACACGCUCACCUGUCGACACGCUCACCUGUCGACACGCUUACCUGUCGACACGCUCACCUGUCGACUUGCUCACCUGUCGACCCGGUCACCUGUCGACCCGGUCACCUGUCGACAUGCUCACCUGUCGACACGCUCACCUGUCGACACGCUCACCUGUCGACACGCUCACCUGUCGACUUGCUCACCUGUCGACCUGCUCACCUGCCUACCCGGUCACCUGUCGACACGCUCACCUGUCUGUCGAAAAGUUCCUGUUUUUAUUUUCUCUUUUUCUUUUUGUUUGUUUUUACUCGUCUGUUUCAAACAGGAAACAGGAAAUGGACUGACUCCUGAACGCUGCUGUGACGAUGAUGAUGCUGACGACAGUGGCAGCAGUGCAAACAAACAUUGGUUACCAUGGCGAUGACAAAGCUUGUUUACAAACCCCCCAGUGGAACUGAACAGGGUGGAGAGAAUGGGGCCGUUCACACUGGACUGAGACUGAAGCUGAACUUAAAGUCAGACCGGGUCCAGCUGGUCUUCAGCUGGACCCGGUCUGGACUGGACUCAGGAGCAGGUCUAUCACACUGAGACCUGGACCUGAUCAGGUCUGACGUGUCUUUGAAGCAAUAUGACGUUUCUCUGUUGAUUUCAAAUAAAAUCCACUUCCUGGU
Messenger RNA from Seriola aureovittata, 3547 nucleotides. RefSeq names its product autophagy related 14 (gene atg14). The transcript is spliced from 11 exons. The record is from RefSeq and is a predicted model, not a curated record. Gene Ontology annotation, cellular component: extrinsic component of omegasome membrane; autophagosome; phosphatidylinositol 3-kinase complex, class III. Gene Ontology annotation, biological process: autophagosome assembly; cellular response to starvation; mitophagy. Bases 244 to 1770 code for a protein of 508 amino acids. NCBI's taxonomy places the organism in Eukaryota, Metazoa, Chordata, Actinopteri, Carangiformes, Carangidae.